Pogona vitticeps (central bearded dragon) is the source of this 3402-nucleotide messenger RNA. The record is from RefSeq and is a predicted model, not a curated record. Lineage: Eukaryota; Metazoa; Chordata; Lepidosauria; Squamata; Agamidae.
GGGGCAAGCCGCGGGGCCCGGUGAGGGGCGAAGGCGAGGAAAAGUGCCGCGAGGUGCCCGCCUUACGGGCCCGGGAAGCAAGGCUGAGUAGGCCUGCUCGGCCCCUCUUGGAGUUCUUGGCAUUCCCACUUUCCACCUCCGGGCAAUGGAUCCGCUUUAGGGACCCCUUUCACAGAGAGAAAGCGUGGCUCUUCAUGGGCAAGAUGGACAGCCUUGUAAAGUACAUACUGGCCGAGUAGCACUGCUAAAGCAGGAACCUUCAUUCGGCGGCCUCGCUGAAGUCGUAGUCUCGGCUCAGCUGCUCUCCCUCUCGCCCCUCCUGUCUUGUUGCUUUUGAGUCUACAGAUAAUCCGGUUCUCAAACUGAGCGCCUCCUGGGCUGCUGAUCUGCUAGACCUUGCCUGACUGCCUGAGAAAAUGAAGAUCAGCACAGAUGAAAGCAGUGGGUCUGAGGAUGGAACUGAUGAAGAUGAUGAUGCAGAGGAGGAGGACGGAGGAGGAGGUCUGUCAGAUGAGUCUGCAAAUGAAUGUCUUAAGAGUCUGGAGGCAGAGAAUAAACUGUCUCAGCACAACAGCUCUCAGGACCAGGAACAAGUCCUGAGCGGAGGGCACAGAGUCAAUAGGCAGGCAGGCAAGAAGAGCGACCAGUCAAGUGUCUCUCUGAUAGAUCUGGAAGAACAAACUGCAGAAGAAUGUGAACCAGAGGAAUUAAGGCAAAGAAAAAAGAAAAAGCACAGGCUGCUGUCUAUCAACUUGGCCAACUGCAAAUAUGAGAGUGUUAGGCGUGCUGCUCGGCGCUGUGGUCUAAAAGAAGUGGGGGAGGACGAAGAAUGGACUGUUUACUGGACUGACUGCUCAGUCUCCCUGGAGCGUGUCAUGGAAAUGAAGAGGUUUCAGAAAAUCAACCACUUUCCUGGCAUGGCAGAGAUCUGUCGCAAGGACCUCCUUGCACGUAACCUCAACCGCAUGCUCAAGCUCUUCCCCAAAGAGUACAGCAUCUUCCCCCGUACUUGGUGCCUACCAGCAGACUAUGGGGACUUCCAAGCCUAUGGGCGCAUGAGAAAAAACAGAACCUACAUCUGCAAGCCAGACAGUGGCUGCCAAGGUCGAGGCAUCUUCAUUACACGUAAUCCUAAGGAGAUCAAGCAUGGCGAGCACAUGAUCUGCCAGCAGUACAUAGCCAAGCCCUUCCUAAUUGAUGGCUUCAAAUUUGACAUGCGCAUCUAUGUCCUGAUUACCUCCUGUGACCCGCUGAAGAUCUUUGUUUAUGAGGAGGGGCUGGCACGCUUUGCCACCAUGAGGUACAUCGAGCCCAGCAGCGGCAACCUGGAUGAUAUCUGCAUGCAUCUGACCAACUACGCCAUCAACAAGCAUAAUGAGAACUUUGUACGUGAUGACAACACAGGCAGUAAGAGAAAGCUAUCCACACUGAAUACCUGGAUGCGCGAGCACAACUACGACACAGCUGAGCUGUGGCGGGACAUUGAGGACAUCAUCAUCAAAACCCUAAUUGCUGCCCACCCUGUACUGAAACAUAAUUACCGCACCUGUUUUCCUAAUCAUAUUUCGGGCUGUGCCUGCUUUGAAAUCCUUGGCUUUGACAUCCUCCUUGACAGGAAGCUCAAACCUUGGUUGCUGGAGGUCAACCACUCACCCAGCUUUACCACAGACUCAAGGCUGGACCGUGAAGUCAAGGACGCCCUGCUCUGUGAUGCACUCAAUCUCAUCAACUUGCGUGCCUGUGACAAGAAGAAGGUCCUGGAGGAGGACAAGAGACGUGUGAAGGAGCGUCUUCUCCAAGUCCACCAGCCACCUCGUGAAACCAGGCGAGAACAGAUGGAGAAUAGCCAGGCUGCCUGGCUGGCCCAAGCAGAACAAUAUGAGAACAGCCACCUGGGUGGUUACCGGCGCAUUUUUCCAGCACGUGGUACAGAAAAGUAUGCCCCCUUCUUCAAGCACAGUGGAUCCCUCUUUCAAGAAACAGUUGCCUCCAAGGCUAGAGAGGAGUGUGCCAGGCAACAACUGGAGGAGAUUCGCCAGAAGCAGGAACAGAGGGAAAACACUGCUGGAAAGAAGAAAAGGGAAGUGAAAGAGAAUUUGCAAGGAGAAUCUGCAGGAGAGAAAUCCCAUGAGAAAAACAGGGGCAAAUCUUCCCUCACUCGCAUAGCGUACAGCCACAGCAAAACUUGGAAUCCAAAGAUGCCCUCCUUGCCAUAUGACAGCAUGAGUCCCCAAGCUAUUGUAGAGGAGGAGGAAGUAGAGCGAGUCAAAGCCCUUCUGCGGCGUGAAAACCUAAUCCGAGGGCUUGGCAUUGUCGACCAGCUCACCCGCCUGCUCCGUCACACAGAGCCAAGACCAAUGGAAAUCCAGAGGCCCCACAUCAACAUCUCUGAAAGUCAGCCACACUUCCUCCAGGAUAUGUUUCAUAACCGUGAACCCCAGAAUCUGAUGACCCUCGUCCCCCUCUCCCUCCUAGGGGGCUCUGUCCAGGAGUUUGGGCAGCAUAUCCUGCAGCAACCCAGUGCACGUGUCCAGUUGCUGGGUAACCAAGGCUUCAUUCCCACCAUCCUGGGUGCUCUGUCAGGCCUAGGCCCUUCCCGAGAGUCCUCCUACCCAUCACACCUGAAACCACAACUCCACCUCCAGCCACCCAAGAACAUGAGCUGGCUGGGUACUGCCAUGGUGGGAGAGCCCUGCACUCUUGCCCAGAUGCUGAAGACAGGAGGGAGACGCUUUGCCAGUGCCAAGAGCAAGCUGGAAGGCAGCAGCCCUGUCAGCAGGAGGCCCUUGUACAUGAGCACCGGCUCCUUGAGCUGCCUCUCUCAUACCGGGAAAGCGUCCAGCCACAUGUACAACAGCUUCCCGUUCCCAGCUGCGCCGGCCCCCCUAAAUCGCAUGGACAUGCAUGGACUGGCCAUCAACUCUGCCUCAGCCCCUCUUAUCCGGCGCACGAGCCCACACCGCUCCAGCAACAUGACUGCCCUGCACUUCAACCAGCCAAGGAAAGGGACUUGACUUGAAUUCUCAGCAGCAUAGAGAUUCUAAGAAGAACUGGGGCUUGGGGAGAGGUCCAUUGCUGAUGCCAAGGCCAAGAGGGACAAGAAGAGUAUAGGAGCCUCUGCCCUAUUGCUGUAGCCUGGUGUGAUGGCCCUGACGUGAGACACGCCCCACAUCCCUUUCAGGCCACUGUGAUUUUUGCUACAGACAGCAGCCAACCGAGACCAGGAUCAGGCACCUUUGGCUGUGCCAUUCCACCACCACCCCUGCCACGUGCAUCUUGGCUAUCCUGCCCCAGCUGCCAACCAGCCUACCAAAGUCCAGGCACCGCUCCUGAAGAGUACUAUGGGCUGGGAAAGAGGAGUGGUUCUUUUAUAGCUGACUUUCUAUUAAAAUUUUAUACAGU